This is a messenger RNA of Verticillium dahliae VdLs.17, 1146 nucleotides long. RefSeq lists its product as uncharacterized. The record is from RefSeq and is a predicted model, not a curated record. NCBI's taxonomy places the organism in Eukaryota, Fungi, Ascomycota, Sordariomycetes, Glomerellales, Plectosphaerellaceae. The coding region runs from base 1 to 1146 and encodes 381 amino acids. The transcript has a single exon.
AUGGCGUCGACGCGCGAGCCAAAGGCUACUCCAGCCACUUCAACACACUCAAGAAAGCACAUCAAGACAGGCCAGCAUACUCUUGACACCUUCUUCGCCGCGCGCCCAGCAGGGGCACUGAACACAACCUCACCCAAAAAGCUACGCCCUUCUUUUCAGCCGACUACCAUCGAGCCACAGACGCCGACGUCAUCUACUUUUGAGAUUGUCCUCGGCUCGUCAACCCCUAAGCAGAGAGCGACCGCUCCCUUCGGCGCCCCGCACGCAGCUGGCGGCGACGACGACAUCACAUCAGACCUCUCACCACAAUUUCGCCGCCUGGCAGCACAAGCCGCCCAACCCGUGAGCCUCAGCAAGCCGGCCUCGCCAGCGGUCAGCAAGAUCAGCAAUCAUGCACCUGUCGCAAGAUCAUCGCCGGAAGCAGAAACAGCAACAGCAGCAGCAGCAGCAGCAGCAGCAGGUCCGUCCUCCAGACAGAAGCGCAGGCGCGGCCGCCCAAAAGGCUAUCGUCCCAGUCUCGGCCGCAUCGUCGGCGAAGACGAGGCCGACGCGCUCCAACCCAACGCCCGCCAAACCCGCACGCCAAAAGCGGUGAGCUACUACACGGGCAAGCGGCGCGGCCGGCCGCCCAAGGCAGAGGCCCCGGGGCCGCGUGAGGUGUACGAGACGCUCGCGCCGCGGUUUCUACGGUUCGUGUGCGAGUGGGCCGGGUGCAGCGCCGAGCUGCACAACUUUGAGACGCUGCGGCGGCAUGUGAGCGUCGUGCACGCGCCGACGGGACGGCAGAAGGUCUGUCAGUGGGCGCGGUGCAGGCAAGGCAGGCGCGAGUUUGCGACGGCGGAGGAGAUGCGCGCGCACUUGGAGGAGGUGCACAUGCCGCCCAUCGUGUGGCAGGCGGGCGAGGGCCCGGUUAUCACGGCGAAAAAGUACAUUGUGGAUGAUGCCACUGGGGAGUUGCCGCGAUAUCUCUUUGACAAGACGGGCGUGCAGGUGACGCCAUCGGUCAGGGAUCAACAGCUGGAAGAUAUCCCGACGUAUAGGGCGAACAGGAAGAAGCUCAGGAUGCUCCUGCUGCUACGCGACCAGAACCUCACUAGUGAGGUCGAGAGUGGGGAGGACGGUGAACUCGAGGGUCCAGUGGCAUGA